This is a messenger RNA of Penicillium cataractarum, 276 nucleotides long. Its product is annotated as MICOS complex subunit MIC10. Gene Ontology annotation, cellular component: mitochondrial inner membrane; mitochondrion; MICOS complex. The transcript has 3 exons. The record is from RefSeq and is a predicted model, not a curated record. The coding region runs from base 1 to 276 and encodes 91 amino acids. NCBI's taxonomy places the organism in Eukaryota, Fungi, Ascomycota, Eurotiomycetes, Eurotiales, Aspergillaceae.
AUGGCCGAUUCCAGCGAGACCCGGCCGGUCGCGCGGGCUACCAAGCCCGUGAGCGAGGCUCUGCUUAACGAGAAGUGGGACCGUGCCAUUUCUUCGAUGAUCAUCAAGUCCUCCCUCGGUUUGUCCUUCGGUGUCGUUUUCUCCGUUCUUCUGUUCAAGCGGAGGGCCUGGCCUGCCUGGGUUGGCCUUGGCUUCGGUGCUGGCCGUGCCUGGGAGGAGGCUGACGCUUCUUUCCGCCGGGGUGAUUCUCCCAUCAGAGAUGCUCUGCGCCGGUAG